Messenger RNA from Closterium sp. Naga37s-1, 2226 nucleotides. The record is from the annotation of a GenBank genome assembly. NCBI's taxonomy places the organism in Eukaryota, Viridiplantae, Streptophyta, Zygnematophyceae, Desmidiales, Closteriaceae.
AUGGAAGUUCUCCCUGACAGCAUCGGCCAGCUUCAAAACCUCGAGAAUGUUCUUCUCUACCACAACCGGUCCCUAUGCGAGCUGCCGGAUCCCUUCUUCCAUCUCCCGUCUCUCAAGGUUCUCAAGCUGUGGGAAUUGAAAGAUCUUCCGGAGCUCGAUAGCACUGUUCCUUUCUUCCGCCUGCGCUGUGAGCGUCUCUCCUGCCAAUGGGGCCAGACGCAGCCGCCGUUGCUCCUAUCCGCGCGUCAGCACAGGCGGGGAACCAACCUUCCGCCCACCCCUCCACUUCCGCCACUCCCCCUUCCGAAGAUCACGGCGAGCGGGCGGCGGCUUCCGAAGGCGUACGUGCGGAGCGUGACGGCGCUCAUCAGCAGCCUGCGCGAUGCGCUGGGCGCGGAGGAGGGCGACCGGGGGGAGGUCCGGCGCAAGGCGGAGGUGGCUAAGGGCGCAAUCCGCGCGUACCUGGGGGAGUGGCGGGGGAAAGCGCCGGAGAACACUGAGGGGGAGGAUGCAUUGGACAGAGGGUUGGACGUGGGGAGGGUUGGACGUGGGGAGGGUUGGACGUGGGGAGGGUUGGACGUGGGGAGGGUUGGACGUGGGGAGGGUUGGACGUGGGGAGGGUUGGACGUGGGGAGGGUUGGACGUGGGGAGGGUUGGACGUGGGGAGGGCUGGACGUGGGGAGGGCUGGACGUGGGGAGGGCUGGACGUGGGGAGGGCUGGACGUGGGGAGGGCUGGACGUGGGGAGGGCUGGACGUGGGGAGGGCUGGACGUGGGGAGGGCUGGACGUGGGGAGGGCUGGACGUGGGGAGGGCUGGACGUGGGGAGGGCUGGACGUGGGGAGGGCUGGACGUGGGGAGGGCUGGACGUGGGGAGGGCUGGACGUGGGGAGGGCUGGACGUGGGGAGGGUUGGACGUGGGGAGGGUUGGACGUGGGGAGGGCUGGACGUGGGGAGGGCUGGACGUGGGGAGGGCUGGACGUGGGGAGGGCUGGACGUGGGGAGGGCUGGACGUGGGGAGGGUUGGACGUGGGGAGGGCUGGACGUGGGGAGGGCUGGACGUGGGGAGGGCUGGACGUGGGGAGGGCUGGACGUGGGGAGGGCUGGACGUGGGGAGGGUUGGGGAGGGCUGGACGUGGGGAGGGCUGGACGUGGGGAGGGCUGGACGUGGGGAGGGCUGGACGUGGGGAGGGCUGGACGUGGGGAGGGCUGGACGUGGGGAGGGCUGGACGUGGGGAGGGCUGGACGUGGGGAGGGCUGGACGUGGGGAGGGCUGGACGUGGGGAGGGCUGGACGUGGGGAGGGCUGGACGUGGGGGAGGGCUGGACGUGGGGAGGGCUGGACGUGGGGAGGGCUGGACGUGGGGAGGGCUGGACGUGGGGAGGGCUGGACGUGGGGAGGGCUGGACGUGGGGAGGGCUGGACGUGGGGAGGGCUGGACGUGGGGAGGGCUGGACGUGGGGAGGGCUGGACGUGGGGAGGGCUGGACGUGGGGAGGGCUGGACGUGGGGAGGGCUGGACGUGGGGAGGGCUGGACGUGGGGAGGGCUGGACGUGGGGAGGGCUGGACGUGGGGAGGGCUGGACGUGGGGAGGGCUGGACGUGGGGAGGGCUGGACGUGGGGAGGGCUGGACGUGGGGAGGGCUGGACGUGGGGAGGGCUGGACGUGGGGAGGGCUGGACGUGGGGAGGGCUGGACGUGGGGAGGGCUGGACGUGGGGAGGGCUGGACGUGGGGAGGGCUGGACGUGGGGAGGGCUGGACGUGGGGAGGGCUGGACGUGGGGAGGGCUGGACGUGGGGAGGGCUGGACGUGGGGAGGGCUGGACGUGGGGAGGGCUGGACGUGGGGAGGGCUGGACGUGGGGAGGGCUGGACGUGGGGAGGGUUGGACGUGGGGAGGGCUGGACGUGGGGAGGGCUGGACGUGGGGAGGGCUGGACGUGGGGAGGGCUGGACGUGGGGAGGGCUGGACGUGGGGAGGGCUGGACGUGGGGAGGGCUGGACGUGGGGAGGGUUGGACGUGGGGAGGGCUGGACGUGGGGAGGGCUGGACGUGGGGAGGGCUGGACGUGGGGAGGGCUGGACGUGGGGAGGGUUGGACGUGGGGAGGGCUGGACGUGGGAGGAGAACGCUCUCCCGCUUCUACAUGCGCAGUGGAGUCAACGCGAAGCUUCCUGCUGACGUAAGAGACGGGAUCCUUGCUGAGCUGGCGCUUGCGGAGGCUGCGUUGUGA